Molecule: messenger RNA, 1807 nt
Organism: Paramecium pentaurelia
Lineage: Eukaryota; Ciliophora; Oligohymenophorea; Peniculida; Parameciidae
Source: the annotation of a GenBank genome assembly
UAUGGAUAUCUUUUCAAAAAGUGAUCCUUUUGUUGUGUUACAAAUAUAAUAAAACAAAAAUUGGUUUGAUAUUGGUAAAACUGAAAUUGUUUAUGAUAAUUUGAAUCCAAACUUUACCAAAACUUUUAUUAUUGAUUACUUUUUUGAAUGUUAAUAGCCUCUCAAAUUUAUAGUAAAUGAUGAUGAUGGAAAUGGAAAAUUUGAUGUAAAAUUUUAUUAUAAUUAAAGUUUAUUGGUAGUGUAGAAACUACAUUAGGUAGUAUAGCAGGUUCACGAGAUUAAGUUUUAAUUGUUGAUAUAAAAAAAGGUACUAAAAAGACAGGAAGUUUAAUUGUUAAAGCAGAAUAAGUGAGAUCAUUGAAUUAGAAAUUAAGAAUGCAAAUAUGUAAUAUCCAUAUUAAAAUUUUUAGAUGGAUCUCAAUUGCCAAAUACAAGAUUUCUUCCAUGGCAGAGUACAUGUCCUUUUUUUAGAUUAUAUAGAGAAAGUUAAGAUUCAAAUUAAAAUUUAUUAAUUUAUGAAAGUGAGAAGAUCAAAAAUUGUUAAAAUCCAAAAUGGAGAAGAUUAGAUAUCACUUUAUAAAAACUUUGUAAUGGAAAUUUAGAAAAACUACUUAAAGUUGAAGUCUUGGAUUAUAAAUUUCAUGGUAAUCAUCAAUAAAUAGGUCAUACUUAAUUUAGAGUUAAUGAAGUUAUUGAUAUGAAAUAAUAUUAAAAAUAAUUAUUAGAUAGGAAUAAUAAUGAAGUAGGUUUAAUUACAUUUAAUGAUGUAUUAUUAUUCAAUUCUAAAUUUAGUUUAAAAUAUUUGAUCCACCAACUUUUAUGGAUUAUCUAUAGAGUGGAACUUAAAUUAAUUUAAUAGCUGCCAUUGAUUUCACAGGAUCAAAUGGUUCACCUAAUACUUCUAAUUCUUUACAUUAUAUAGAUACUUAAUCUGGGAAAUUAAAUUAAUAUCAAUAAGCUUUACUUGCUGUAGGAGAUAUUCUGCUUAAUUAUUCAUAUGACAAAAGAGUUCCUAUGUAUGGCUUUGGUUGUAAACCGAAUCUUAAGAAUUUUAAGUCUACAUAAACUUUACAUUGUUUUCCCUUAAAUGGCAAUCCUUAAGAUCCAGAAGUUGAAGGCAUAGAUGGUAUUAUGCAGACAUAUAGUUAUGCAUUAAAGAAUGUUUAAUUUAAUGGGCCAACUUAUUUUAAUCCAAUACUUCAGGAAGUUAUAAAAAUAGCUUCAUUGAGUAAGGAUAUGGCAAAAGAUACUUACUAUGUAUUAUUUAUUUUGACAGAUGGUGUAAUUCAUGAUAUGAAAGUAACUAUUAUUAUUAUUAUUGUUAUUUAGUAAACAAUCGAUUCUAUAGUAGCUUCAUCUCAUUUGCCAUUAUCUAUUAUCAUAGUUGGAGUUGGAGAUGCAAAUUUCAAUGAUAUGAAUAUAUUAGAUGACGAUGAAGGAAAUUUAAAAGAUUCUAGAGGAAAUUAAUCAUAUAGAGAUUUAGUGCAAUUUGUUCCAUUUAAUUAAUUUAAGGAUAAUCCAGAACUAUUAGCUAAAAAUGUUUUACAGGAAUUGCCUGAUCAGAUUGUUGAAUAUAUGCAAUUAGUUGAUAGAUAACCUAGUAAUAUUAUAUUAAAUUAAAAUAGAAUUAUAACAAAAAUAAAAAAAUUCUCAAGAUAUGUAAACUCCAACACCUGAAAAUUUCAAUAAAUUUUAAAUAUCAGAUGAAUAAAGGCAAUAACUAGAUCAAUCAGGAAGAUUUUCUAUUUCUAAACAUGAAUACUAUAAAUAAUCAUAGUAAAAUUAAGAGAAAUAACAAGCUAAAUGA